Molecule: messenger RNA, 3509 nt
Organism: Mauremys reevesii (Reeves's turtle)
Lineage: Eukaryota; Metazoa; Chordata; Testudines; Geoemydidae
Gene: ORMDL1
Product: ORMDL sphingolipid biosynthesis regulator 1
Exons: 4
Coding region: 151-612 (153 amino acids)
Biological process (GO): ceramide metabolic process; negative regulation of ceramide biosynthetic process; intracellular sphingolipid homeostasis
Cellular component (GO): endoplasmic reticulum membrane
Source: RefSeq, a predicted model, not a curated record
CCCAGCCUGCACCACUGGGCGGCUGGCGUGGACUGCAGCAGCUCCGCAACGGGCAGCCGGCCGGAGAGCUGGUCGGGAGAAGCGAGCUCGGCAGCGGGGAGAUCGGCUCGGUUCGGCGCGGCGGAGGGGAGGCGAGCCCAGGCGAGCAAAAUGAACGUAGGAGUUGCCCAUAGUGAGGUAAAUCCAAACACCAGGGUGAUGAACAGUCGUGGAAUGUGGCUGACAUAUGCACUUGGAGUUGGUAUGCUUCAUAUUGUUUUGCUCAGCAUUCCCUUCUUCAGUGUUCCUGUUGCAUGGACCUUAACAAAUGUGAUUCACAAUCUGGGAAUGUAUGUAUUCUUACAUGCAGUAAAGGGAACUCCUUUUGAAACACCUGACCAGGGGAAAGCCAGGCUGCUAACACACUGGGAGCAACUGGACUAUGGAGUACAAUUUACAUCCUCACGAAAAUUCUUCACAAUCUCGCCAAUAAUUCUGUAUUUCCUGGCAAGCUUCUAUACCAAGUAUGAUCCAGCACACUUCAUCCUAAACACAGCUUCUCUCUUGAGUGUGCUUAUCCCCAAGUUGCCACAGCUUCAUGGUGUAAGAAUCUUUGGCAUCAACAAAUACUAAUCGGGAGAUGUGAAACUGAAGCAUUCUGACCAAAACCUGCCAUGGCUACUGCUUUUUCUCAGGUGAAGGAAUGGGUAGUCUGCUGUGCCAUUUAUCUAGUAACAUACAAUGAGAUACUUUCACACCUGAGAUCUAAUUGCUACUACUUGGGAUGCUGUUUGGAAGACCAGUAGACUUUUACAGGAAGAUGCUUCUAAGUAUUUAAUGUGAAUGGUAAAUCUUUCAGAGAGAGGUUUUCCGUGAGGAACUGGGCAGGCCCAGCUCUAAAACUUAAUCAGCGCUAAGAGAAUACAUAUGUCCAGCCGACACAAGUGACUUGCAAAGAAGGUGUGAAUAACUUAGUUGAAAUGUAGGAGCAAUUUUCACAAAUCAUCCAGAUAGCCAUAGUAAAAGCAAAGCAAGUUAAUAUGUAAACCCAGAAUCCUCUGUUGAAGAAUGGUGAGGCCUCAUGCUUAGAUUAUGUAAAAGUAGCCAGUUACUGCUUUUGGAUUACAUAUAAAUGGUUCACUUUUGCCAGUUUAAGGGUUGUCUGUCUACUCUAGAUAUUGCCAACAUAGUUGUUUGGUUUUUUUAACCUGGCAGCUGCUGUGAUCUAAUGGAGUACUUUUAUGUCUAUCUGUUCCUUAGUUAACAAAGAUAUCUCCAGUCGUAUAUGUCAACUCAGGGGAUUUCUGCAUCAGCUUGCUAGCCCACUUUUCGUAUACUAAUGAAAUGUGUCAACAUUGUUUUAUUUGUUUUUACUUUCCAGACAGGGCUGCUAAUCUGUUUCGAGAAACUAAAACACAAAAUUUCUAAAAACAGAAAACUUCUCAUGGUGUAGAUUUGGGCAGUCUUCUUUAUUUGACGGGUAGACCAUGUUUUAGUGGUUAAGAGGUCUGUAAUGGCCUUUUUUUUAGAGGACAGGCAGUCCAGUUUUGCAGGUUGCUGGAAUAUCCCACAGAAACCACUUUCUCUAGCUAGUUAAAUCACCAAGUAAAAGCCCAAACUGGUGGUGGGUAAACAGCCAAGCUAUAGAUCUUACCUGUAUGGUCCAGCAGAAGAAAAUGUAGAUGUUUGCCUUUCCUGGAACACCUUGACAAGAAGUUCAAGAAAUCUAAAUUUCAAGGGUGACUCCACUACUGUAUAGUACUGUACUACCCUUGUGGAUAAUCAGCUCUGUGAUUAGAGUGAUGGGUGUUUAUGCUGAGGCCUCAGCAUUUAGUUUUGUGUCUUGAAAAAGAGAUCGUGUAAGAUAUGCGCAGUAACUGCCAAGUGAAAGCAGCUUACCACAUUUUGAACUGGCUUGGAUUGGGGGGGAAGAGGCAUGUGUCAUAAGAACUGUGUCCUUUAAGAGCAUGGCCCUAGUUUAAGCCUUGGCUACAGGGAUUGCACAGGAUGUGUUCAUGCAGCAAAACCAACACCUAUAUAAAGAUUUGCCUUGCAAAAUUCAAUCAAGCGUUUAGCCACUGGUGGGCGUAUUUGUCUCCCUUAUUAGAAGAAUUUUUCUGGCUACUUUGGCUGAUGGAAGAUUGGCUGUAGUUUGUCAGCAAUGAGCUAUGAAACUUCAUAGCAACUGAAUGGCUCGUAUGAACAGAUGAAUCUUCAAGUUAAACUAAUUAUGAACAUAAAGUGAUAACUGGCUACUUUAAAAAAAUCAAGUUUGCUUCAUAGGGCUAUGCUAGCACUCUGAAAGUGUCUUGUUUUUGAAAAUAAUGUUUUAUAUAAAGGAUAAGUGAUAAUGACUUUGAGACUGGGAAUCAUAUCAGCAUUGUACUUUGUACUUUUGUUCAUUUUAGCAAAAAAUUUACAACUGGUGAUGUGCUUUUGUAAAUAGAUCAUUGAUAGGAUUAGUGUUUGAAACACUAUGUAAAACUUGCCUAGAAUUGAAUAGGAAAACCUUUUCAGUAAUUGUGCAACACAUCAUUGUAGUAAGCUUUUUCCUUUUCUCCUCAGAUACUUUUUUUCCCAAUGGCUUACAUGGUUCACAGAAUUUAAAAUAAUAUGCCCUGUGAUGGUUUUAUUUCUUUGUAGUAUAAAACAAGUUGUUCAGAAUACACAUCUGGCUUUAUUAUCUCCUCUGUAAGAACAAAACACUGUUACAUGGUACAUUUUACUCCAGCCAACUAUUCAAUUAAUGAGGAAACAUUAACACACACACUCUACCUCUACCCAUGUAAUUUCUACAGAUAGCAGUUAAGGGUCUUGUCUCUUUGCAUCACAUAUGUUGUAGGGUACAACUGAAUCAUAUAAGCACAUGAAGAAAAUAAAACAACUAGUAUUGAGUCUACUUCCAGAUUAUUAAACCCACUUUAAUGGGGCAGAGUUGUCAAGGAUUAAAAAGCUUCCGUGGGAGCCUUUUUAAUUCAAGUGCCAUCUCAACUCUCAGUCUUUCCAUAUCUAUGCAAAAAAACAAACAAACAUGAAAGUAAGGGACAAGUAUAAUACUGAUUACGUGGAUGGAACUCCGCUGGAAGCUUUUGGCGUAUCAAUAUACAAUAGGGAGAAUUAGUACCUAUAGUUAAGGUUACCCUGCACUCUGUUAUAAGAUUCUUAUUGCAGAUAUAGGCCUUUCCUUUAUAAAACCUUGCAUUUCAGCCUGAAUGGUUGAAGCUUGACAACUUCUGCAACAAACGAGGCAGGGCUCUACAGAAAAUAUCCUCAUUCACUACUCAUACAUGAUUCUUUGUACACUCUCCAUCCUAUGCACUGAAUGAGGCAGACGCAUUGUGGGAAAAAUAGUAUGUGGUGAUGUACUGAGUACUGUAUCAUAAUGGAUAUGUAUAAGGGGGGAAACUAUGAUUGCACAUGAAAUUUUAACACUGAUAUUUCCUAACUUCUGAGUGCUUGACUUUGCAACUUUAACUUUCUUUUAAUGUAUCUUUAAAAUACAGUAAAUCCAUAAAUACAAUGUGCACUAA